Messenger RNA from Austrofundulus limnaeus, 485 nucleotides. RefSeq names its product LSM5 homolog, U6 small nuclear RNA and mRNA degradation associated (gene lsm5). Gene Ontology annotation, cellular component: Lsm1-7-Pat1 complex; U6 snRNP; U4/U6 x U5 tri-snRNP complex. The record is from RefSeq and is a predicted model, not a curated record. NCBI's taxonomy places the organism in Eukaryota, Metazoa, Chordata, Actinopteri, Cyprinodontiformes, Rivulidae. Gene Ontology annotation, molecular function: RNA binding. Gene Ontology annotation, biological process: mRNA splicing, via spliceosome.
UUUAAAAUACAUUAUAGGAUUCUAAAUAUUUUAAACUUAAUUUAGAUAAAAUGGCUAUAUAAUUAUAGGAAAUCAAUAUUUUCUCUGGAGAUGAAGACAACACAAACGUUGCUCUGAAAUAUUGGACAGCAAUCAUCGCUGCAGAGCAGUUAACUAUCUUGACUUUCUAAUGUUCAUUGUGAACACGAAAUUACGUCAUGUAAUAAUGAUUACGACCAGCUUCACCUCAUUGCAGUUUCAUAUGGAGUUACCCAAAUUAACACAAUUUUAAUGUCAGUAAUUUAUUUUUCGUUCUUUUUUUUUUAAAAAACCGAUACCAUUCCGGACAAACCAAUCGAACUGAAGAACGGCGGAAGAACAUUCGAAGUUUGAUUGUUUCUCCUGACGUGAUUUUACUCUUUUAUCGAUUAGUUUUGACUGCAGCAGUCUCUUGAAGAACAUGGCGGCCACUCAAACGACUAACCCGUCACAGCUGCUCCCGCUGG